This is a messenger RNA of Pygoscelis adeliae (Adelie penguin), 1718 nucleotides long. RefSeq names its product golgi SNAP receptor complex member 1 (gene GOSR1). NCBI's taxonomy places the organism in Eukaryota, Metazoa, Chordata, Aves, Sphenisciformes, Spheniscidae. The transcript has 8 exons. Gene Ontology annotation, cellular component: Golgi medial cisterna; Golgi membrane; cis-Golgi network. Gene Ontology annotation, biological process: endoplasmic reticulum to Golgi vesicle-mediated transport; vesicle fusion. The record is from RefSeq and is a predicted model, not a curated record. Gene Ontology annotation, molecular function: SNAP receptor activity. The annotation marks the transcript as partial.
UCUCGGCCGCCCUGUGCAGCCCUCAGGAAGCAGGCGAGGCAGCUGGAGAACGAGCUGGACCUGAAGCUGGUCUCCUUCAGCAAACUCUGCACCAGCUACAGCAGCACCCGAGACGGAAGGCGCGACAGCUCUGACACAACUCCUCUCUUAAAUGGAUCAAGCCAGGACAGAAUGUUUGAGACCAUGGCUGUGGAGAUUGAACAACUUCUGGGAAAGCUUACUGGAAUAAAUGACAAAAUGGCAGAAUACACAAAUAGUGCAGGAGUCCCGUCCCUGAAUGCUGCACUGAUGCAUACGUUACAGCGUCAUAGAGACAUAUUGCAGGAUUAUACACACGAAUUCCACAAAACCAAAGCGAACUUUUUGGCAAUACGAGAAAGGGAGAAUCUGUUGGGAUCAGUACGAAAAGAUAUCGAAUCAUAUAAAAGUGGGUCUGGCGUGAAUAACAGAAGAACAGAACUAUUCCUGAAGGAACACGAACACCUUCGAAACUCAGAUCGACUGAUAGAAGAAACAAUAAGCAUUGCCAUGGCAACUAAAGAAAAUAUGACUUCGCAGAGAGGGAUGUUGAAGUCAAUACAAAGCAAGAUGAAUACCUUGGCUAAUCGGUUUCCAGCAGUGAACAGCCUGAUUCAAAGGAUCAACCUUCGGAAACGACGAGAUUCUUUCAUCUUGGGUGGCAUUAUUGGCAUCUGUACCAUCUUACUGCUGCUAUACGCUUUUCAUUGAUGGAUGUUGCCCCAUGGACUCUGCUAAACUCAUCACCACCAUCCCUCCCCCCCCAGUCAAGGAAAAGGGAGUGGGGGAAGCAACAGACUUCAAACAGCCUGCUCGUUAUGGCUGGGAGUAUCAGCAUGAUGUCUAGAGCUUAUGAUGGUAGACUGCGACACUGGGUUUGGGUUGAAGCUGCAGUGUUUCUCCUUCCCUGCCGUACAUCUUCCUUUGGUUAAAUUUUGUGGGAUUUGUUUGUCUUUAAUUCCCUUUCUCACUGCAAGGUAAGUAAAUAUGGGACACUUACCAGAACCAGUAGAACAGUUUCUGUGCCCAGCAGCGCUGGGGAGGUCUGUUGUUGGCUGGUAAGUGGAAAAAGAUUGUUACGCUUGCCUUGGGUGGAAACUCUGCAGGAAGCCUGUUUCCCCUGUAGGCCAAGCACAGUGCUGACCACUUUUGCCCUCUGAGAAGCAUAUUGCAGCUUUAAGCCGUCAGGUUGCUUUACUACUAAAUACAUGUUCUGUAAUUCUUUUUAACUCAUGGUUGAGAUACUAGUUAUUUCUGCAUAAUUUGUGCUGUGAAAACUGUGCUUCACACAAAUUCCUCAAAGUAAAAAAAAAAAAAAAAAAAAAAAGAUCAGUUCACUUUUUGCACAGAAUAUGAAUAAACUACCCUCUGAGGAAGAUUUGUAAGGUUUCUUGUGGCUUUAAAGGGACUAACAAGUCCCCCUUUGUAAAAAGGGAGCACAGUGUCCUAGCAGCUGUUUACUAUAGUGUUCAGUCAUCUGAAAAGUGACCAAACAUGAGUUCACCUAAAAGUAGUCUUUUGGGUGUAAAUACUUUGAUUUUGGCUGGCAUCAUAAAGGUCUUUAUAAAGACAUGAUAAGCAGUUUGAAAAGUCUAUAUUGUAAUUUAGAUAAAGUUAUUCUAAUAGCAUUAAUAUUUUUACACUGUAAGUAGGAUAUAAUCUAAACUGUCAAUUGGAAAUUAAAAUUAUGAUGGUUAUAC